Bradysia coprophila is the source of this 565-nucleotide messenger RNA. RefSeq lists its product as uncharacterized. NCBI's taxonomy places the organism in Eukaryota, Metazoa, Arthropoda, Insecta, Diptera, Sciaridae. The record is from RefSeq and is a predicted model, not a curated record.
UAACAUAUAUAAAUCGAUGCAGCAGGAACUUCUUUGGAACAGUUUCCUAGACAGUUUUCCAUACUGCACGUUAAAUAAAACUUGAGCUGAAAAAUUUAAAAUGAAGUUUUUUGUGUUACUUUUUGUCUUCACCUUAAGUACGGUUGCUGUUAAGGCCCAAUCUGAAACAAAUGCAGUCGCCGGUCCUGAUGAAGAUAUCACUAAAAUUCAAGAAAAGGGACUGGCAAUCCUUCAAAUUCGAAUUUUAGCUGCUAACUUGCCGGACGAUUUACAGGUAAAAGCACAGGCCGUCGUCCUCAAUGCACAAAUUCAGCUUGAUCUUUGCAAAUCGGCAUAUGAAAGUAACUUGAUUAUUUGGCAGUACAAAGUGUGCGUAAUAACUCAACUUAAACUUGCUAACAUCGAAGUAUCAAGAUUGGAAUCUGAGGCUGCGGCCAGACAGAAGACAGAUGCUUUGUAGAUAAUUUUUUUUUAUUGUAUGUGUACAAAUAAGUCGCAAACCAUGCUAGCACUUGCGUUUGCUGAAAUUCUUUUCAUAUUAUAAUUAAAUUUGCAGCAUAAAUAA